GUAACGUGAAUGAAAACAAUGAAGUACUUAGAUACUUUUUUAUCGUCUUCAUCUUAGAAACUUUCAUUCUCUGUUGUUCAACGGCAAUGGAGAAUUCAAACAAAAGAUCAGAAAGUUCGUCUAAGUGGUUACAUGCUCAUUAUGAUCCACUGGCAACAUUAUAUACUUUUUCUUCUUGCAUGUGUUUGGCUGAUCUUCAUGGUGAUGGCGAUUAUAAGCUAAUUGUCGCUGAUUUGGGUACCGGUACCCAUAAUAUGAAACUAAAAGUGUACAAAGGUACACAUCUCUUAUCAGAGCACACCAUUAUUGAUUUGCCAACUGGUGUUGUAUCUUUUCAUAUGGAUACAUGUGAUCCACGAUCUCCAGCAAUUGCUGUUGCAUCUGGUGCUCACAUAUACAUAUACAAGAAUAUGCGCCCAUUCUAUAAGUUUACCUUACCUGCUUCAAGUGUGUGCCCCUCAGAACUAGAAGCAUGGAAUCAAGCAAAAAAUGAAGAAAUUGACAUCAAUACGUUAAAAGAAUUUUUGGAAAAUAUCAGGGCUGAAGUUGGGGAAUCAUUUUUGACUGCAAGAUCACAAAGGUUUUUAAUGCUAGAUCAAGAUGAAUUGGAGGAGUUUUUUCAUUUGCAUAAGCAGUUCCCAUUAAAAAAGCAAACUGUUGUUACAUCAUUGAAUUCUAUGAAAAAAUCGAUGGCAGAAGAAGAUGCCGUAAGCUGUUUAGUUCUCGGAACUGAAAAUCAAAAUGUUUAUGUUUUAGAACCUGACGCCUUCACAAUUUUGUCAGCUAUGUCUGUGCCAAGUGUGCCUGUUUUUAUGGAUGUCAGCGGUUUAUUUGAUGUUGAAUUUAGGAUUAUUGUAGCUUGUCGUGAUGGCUGCCUUUAUACUUUGAAACGGGGAUAUAAGUCAGCUCGCUUCUGUGCAAAGUUGAAGUCACAAUGCGUUGGUUUACAAAGAGUCAACAAUAAUAUUAUCGUUGGAACCAUGGAUGACAUGCUGAGUAGCUAUAAUAAUAAGGGUAAAUGUCAAUGGAGCAUAAAACUUCCAAGUAAUAUGGUUACUUUAGAAUCACUGGACAUCAUGCAAAUGGGAAUUCGACUAGUUGCUGUGGCUCUGGGCAAUGGAACCGUUCAUUUUUAUCAAGACAAAUUUUUAGUAGAUGUUUUAGCAGCUGAAGACGUUGUAUCGGCUAUAAGGUUUGGGAGAUUUGGACGUGAAGAUAAUUCUUUAGUGAUGUGUAUGCGAGGUGGUGGAUUAUCAGUCAAAAUUUUGAAAAGAACAGCAAAAUUUGAAAGCCAAGAUAUUUCUGAAACAGUAAGAGAUUUGCAAAACACAAAGCUGAAUUUGCCAAAGAAAACCAAGUUAUUUGUUGACCAAACUAUGAGAGAAAGAGAACAUUCUAUAAUUAUGCACAGAGCUUUUCAGCAUGACUUGUAUCGUCUUCGUCUUACAACUGCUCGAUCAUAUGUAAAUGCCCUUACAUCUAGUCAAAAUCCAGUCUCCUACGGUGCAGUAGAUCCUCUGAAGUUAUCAGCACAAGUUCAAGGAUUAGGCCCUAAAUUUGUUCUUCAUCUAGAGUUGCAAAAUACUUCAAGAAAUAAACCAUCUGUAAAUCUAUUUCUCACUUUUCAUUGUGAUGCUCGCAUAUAUAAAAUACACAAAACUUACAUACCAAUAUCAUUUCUUGCUCCUGGUCUGCCUUAUAAUUUUGUUACUCCGGUAGAGUGUGUUAGUGAGAUGAAUGUAUCAGAUAUAAUCAAGGUUUUUGUUUUAAAGCAAGGACAAAGCAUUCCAAUAAUUACAGCUAUGAUAAACAUGCCAGUAAGUGAAUGCUUUCAAUCAGUGUAAUGUAAUCCAUAAAAUUAAGGUUUGUUGAAUUAUGUAUAUUAAAAUAUGUAUAUACAAUGAUAUGAUGAAUAAAGU
Molecule: messenger RNA, 1919 nt
Organism: Uloborus diversus
Lineage: Eukaryota; Metazoa; Arthropoda; Arachnida; Araneae; Uloboridae
Gene: BBS1
Product: Bardet-Biedl syndrome 1 protein homolog
Exons: 16
Coding region: 87-1844 (585 amino acids)
Biological process (GO): protein localization to cilium; non-motile cilium assembly
Cellular component (GO): BBSome; centrosome; axoneme
Molecular function (GO): smoothened binding; patched binding
Source: RefSeq, a predicted model, not a curated record